Molecule: messenger RNA, 2426 nt
Organism: Equus quagga
Lineage: Eukaryota; Metazoa; Chordata; Mammalia; Perissodactyla; Equidae
Gene: CRHR2
Product: corticotropin releasing hormone receptor 2
Exons: 13
Coding region: 144-1457 (437 amino acids)
Biological process (GO): cell surface receptor signaling pathway; adenylate cyclase-modulating G protein-coupled receptor signaling pathway; long-term synaptic potentiation
Cellular component (GO): plasma membrane; dendrite; axon terminus
Molecular function (GO): peptide hormone binding; corticotropin-releasing hormone receptor activity; corticotrophin-releasing factor receptor activity
Source: RefSeq, a predicted model, not a curated record
CCCCCCUGUGCCCUGGGCCUUACCUUGGCCUGCUCGCGCCGGUGGGAAGGGAGGGGACCAAUGCGGCUGUGGCCCGGGGGAGGGGCGGGCGGGGCGGGACAGGCGCGCUGGGAGGUGCGCUUCCGUCCCUAGCCGCUGCGGGAAUGGGGGGUCCCACCGGGCCCUCGCGCCUCCUCCACGCCCCACACCCACUCCUCUGCCUGCUCUGCCUCCUCCCGCCGCUGCUCCAAGCAGCUGGACUGAGCCAGGCGCCCAGAGAGCAGCCCCUGUGGACACUGCUGGAGCAGUACUGCCAUAUGGUCACGACCCUCGCCAAUGCCUCAGGUCCCUACUCCUACUGCAACACGACUUUGGACCAGAUCGGGACGUGCUGGCCCCGGAGCGCGGCCGGAGCCCUCGUGGAGAGGCCGUGCCCAGAAUAUUUCAACGGCAUCAAGUACAACACGACCCGGAAUGCCUACCGAGAGUGCUUGGACAAUGGGACAUGGGCUUCACGGAUCAACUACUCACAGUGUGAGCCCAUUUUGGAUGAUAAGCAGAGGAAGUAUGACCUGCACUACCGUGUCGCCCUUGUCGUCAACUACCUGGGCCACUGCGUUUCCGUGGCAGCCCUCGUGGCUGCCUUCCUGCUUUUCCUGGCCCUGCGGAGCAUCCGUUGCCUGCGGAACGUGAUCCACUGGAACCUCAUCACCACCUUUAUCCUGAGAAAUGUCAUGUGGUUCCUGCUGCAGCUCAUCGACCACGAAGUGCACGAGAGCAACGAGGUCUGGUGCCGCUGCAUCACCACCAUCUUCAACUACUUCGUGGUGACCAACUUCUUCUGGAUGUUCGUGGAGGGCUGCUACCUGCACACGGCCAUCGUCAUGACCUACUCCACCGAGCGGCUGCGGAAGUGGCUCUUCCUCUUUAUUGGAUGGUGCAUCCCCUGCCCCAUCAUCAUCGCCUGGGCCGUUGGCAAACUCUACUAUGAGAACGAACAGUGCUGGUUUGGCAAGGAGCCCGGUGAUCUGGUGGAUUACAUCUAUCAGGGCCCCAUCAUCCUUGUGCUCCUGAUCAACUUUGUAUUUCUGUUCAACAUCGUCAGGAUCCUCAUGACAAAGUUACGAGCGUCCACCACCUCAGAGACCAUCCAGUACAGGAAGGGGGUGAAGGCCACGCUGGUUCUCCUGCCCCUUCUGGGCAUCACCUACAUGCUCUUCUUCGUCAACCCCGGGGAAGACGACCUGUCGCAGAUCGUGUUCAUCUAUUUCAACUCCUUCCUGCAGUCUUUCCAGGGUUUCUUUGUGUCUGUCUUCUACUGCUUCUUCAAUGGAGAGGUGCGCUCGGCCGUGAGGAAGAGGUGGCACCGCUGGCAGGACCAUCACUCCCUCCGAGUCCCCGAGGCCCGGGCCAUGUCCAUCCCCACGUCACCCACGCGGGUUAGCUUCCACAGCAUCAAGCAGACAGCCGCUGUAUGACCCCUCGGUCACCCAGCUCACCCAUCACUCCAUCGGGACACCUUCCCCAUCCUCCUCCGCUGCCUUGCUCUGGGUUCUCCCUGCCAUGCAGGCCCUGGUUGGGGCAGGAAGGAGGGGAGAGACCAGCUCCCCAGCCUGGCAGGAGAGAGGCUGUGCAGCAGCACAGUGGCUCCAGGGAACCAGGGCCAGCCAGGGGCCCAAGAGUCAGUGCAAGAGGAGCAGAGCGGAGAAGUCACAGGAACCCCCGAGAAGAGCAGGUCAUGUCUUCAGGCAUUUGUGCAUACCAGCCUCUUGCACUAGAGCCUCACUAUAGUCCCAUUCACAGAUGAGGAAACUGAGGCCCAGAGCCAGGAAGGGCCGGCCCAAGUCACACAGCUAGUUCGUGGCGGACCUGGGGCUCCUCUGCUCCACUCAUGGUGCAGCCCUCUGGCAGCAGCAGUGUAAUAGUUGGCCCUGCUCCCUGCCCCCUGCCCCUGUGCUCAGUGGUGCCCUCUGCAGUUGGGCGUAGGUACAGCAGCUGGAGUAAAGCAUUACUUCAGCUGGGUUCAUCCCAGGGACUCUCACCUAGAGAAGCCUCACUUACACCCCACCCCGACCCCACUAUCCCUGCACCCCUCCCAGCUGUCCUGCUGCCCCUGGGGCCCCAUGAAGGAUGCUGUCUCUCUUCCUGGGAGACGGCUUCUCAGCUGAGGCCACAGAUUCAGGGGCUUGGGGAGGGGCAGGUGAGGAGGAAGACAUGGCCAGGGCAGCCAUACACCCUUAGGCCAACCAGAUACGUGGGACAGGACGGAACAGCGAGAAGAAGCCUGGGGGACAGGUUGGGAGAAGGAGUGGGGUAGAAACAGCAGAAACCGAAGUAUGUCUUUGGUGAUUGGAACUAACCCCCCAGCCCCCACCGAGGCAGCUCCAGCCUCCCCUUCAGAUCCAACAUCUCUGCUCUCUGUGAAAUAAACCAUGCCUCUGUGCAAA